Symbiodinium necroappetens is the source of this 1455-nucleotide messenger RNA. Lineage: Eukaryota; Dinophyceae; Suessiales; Symbiodiniaceae. The record is from the annotation of a GenBank genome assembly.
AUGCGGCCAGAGCCGGUCGCGGCGGAUGGUCCCCAAACUAGUACGGCACCAGACUGGAGGCUGAUGCCAACAGCGACCAGGAGCGAAUGGGCGCGAGCCCUUCGCUUGCUCCGAACCUUGGAGCAACAAAGGCUGGAGAAGACGUGGCUGUCACUGGAACCGACUUCGAAGCUUAUCCAGGGUCGGCUGCAGCCCGAUAUCUGCGCACAUCAAACGAGGUUGGCCACAAGUGCAGAAGCAAGCUCCGGAUCCAGGCCACUGGUCUGCGCCCGAGACCAGAACGAAGCUCCGAGGAGGGCUUUCUUCCACCUCGCAGCAGGUCUGAGCGGCCAGCGAUGGCGCCGUGCGCUGGUGCUCCUGGUACGACGGCCGCGCCCCGACAAUGACGAAGAGACCAACCUAGUGGAUGCAGUGAAGACGUCCAAGUCCAAGAGCACAAUCAUUGGAGCUCCGGGGGAAGUUGAAGCCACUGUGGUACCCUACGAGAAAUGCAGAUGGGACUUCUUCCUGAGCCACAAGCAGUCGAAUGCACAGGAUGCCGUCCAGAACCUGCGCUUGGCCAUAGGUGAGAAGUUCAUGGGGGCAUCGUUUUGGUUGGACAUCGAGCAAGAUCCAACAGUCAGGGGCAUGUGCUAUGGAGUGUGCCACUCCAGAAACGUGCUUGUCUUCCUCACAGAGGGGAUCUCGGAGAGUAAGUUUUGUCAGAUGGAGAUGAGAUGGGCAAUAGCUGCGAAACGGAACAUCAUACUUGUGAUGGAGACCGACGACCGCCACGGGAAACCGAACAUGAAGGAGCUCAUCAACAAGUGCCCCGAGGACGUGCGGCACUUGUUUGAGGAGAUCCCGAUCAUUCCGUGGUUCCGAGAUCCGGAGUUCCGGUCGGUUUCCGUGGAUAAGAUCGUUCGCAACAUUGCAAAGGAUCCAAGGAAGAUGGAUGCCGACAAGAAGAAGUCGAAGCCACUGGUCUACGGCAACGGGGACUCUGAGGAGGGAGCAGAAGUCUUCGAUCAAGCCUUCGUCAAGUUCACGGCCGCCUGUGGCGUUGCACUUCCAGGUGCCGGACGGCGUACGAAGUGUUGGGCGGUCGCAGUCCGCGUUAUCCUCCUCACCUGUGGCAUGAUGUGCUGCAGCAGACUGGCAACCCCGGAGGGACCUGGUUUCCUGGACUACCUCACCAUUGUUCAGAUUGUAGCGGCCCAUCCGAUGAUCUUCUUUUUGCUCCAUGUGGUCCUGGUCAUCUUGCAGUCGCCGCUAGUCGCCGACUUGCUGGAGAAUCAUAUCGACGUUGCGAGCGAGGGCAAGAAGCUCCGUUUUAAAACGAAGCUUCUGACUGCCCUCGUCUUUCUCUUGACUACUACAUUAUCCCUUUGGGGAUGGGUCGGCUACCUCCCUGGCUUCUUCUCGGCGUACUAUCUGACCGCUGCGGAAGAUGGAAAUCCGGUGCCAGAUGCACUG